AUGCCUUCCACACACAACAGAGACAAGCCCUGGGAUACCCCAGACAUAGACAAGUGGGCUAUGGAGGAGUUCAAGCCCGAGCACAACGCGUCCGGGCUCCACUUUGCUGAAGAAUCCUCGUUCAUGACCCUCUUCCCCAAGUACAGAGAACAAUACUUGCGCACGAUAUGGAGCGACGUGACCAAGGCGUUGGAAAAGCACUUCAUCAAGUGUGAGUUGGACUUGGUUGAGGGAGCCAUGACCGUCAAAACCACCGCCAAGACGUUCGACCCUGCCAUGAUCAUCAAGGCCCGUGACUUGAUCAAAUUGUUGGCCAGAUCGGUGCCUUUUCCCCAAGCCAUCAAGAUCUUGCAGGACGACGUUGCAUGUGAUGUGAUCAAGAUCGGAAACUUUGUCACCAACAAGGAAAGAUUCAUCAAGAGAAGACAGAGACUUGUGGGUCCCAACGGAAACACCUUGAAGGCGUUGGAGUUGUUGACCAAGUGUUAUGUGUUGGUCCAGGGUAACACCGUCAGUGCCAUGGGUCCCUGGAAGGGGUUGAAGGAGGUCAGAAGAGUGGUCGAGGACUGUAUGCAAAACGUGCAUCCUAUUUAUUACAUCAAGGAGUUGAUGAUCAAGCAAGAGUUGGCCAAAAACCCCGAUUUGGCCGAGGAGGACUGGUCGAGAUUCUUGCCCAGCUUCAAGAAGAGAAACGUGGCCAGAAAGAAGGCCAAGACCACCAAGAGAGAGAAGAAGGUGUACACUCCAUUCCCACCAGCACAGACACCAAGAAAGGUUGAUUUGCAGAUUGAGAGUGGUGAGUAUUUCCUUGGUAAGAAGGAGAAGGAGUUGAAGAAGUUGAGAGAGAAGCGUGAAAAGCAGGAAGAAGUCAGCGAGACCAGAAAGCAGGAGAGAGACCAGGACUUUGUUGCUCCUGAAGAGGACGACUAUGAGAACAAGUUGGUGAAGAAGGACAAGAAGGAAAAGAAGGAAAAGAAGGAGAAGAAGGAGAAGAAGGAGAAGAAGCACAGAAGAGACGACGACGAGGACGACAAGCCCUCGAAGAGAUCCAAGGCAUAA
Suhomyces tanzawaensis NRRL Y-17324 is the source of this 1059-nucleotide messenger RNA. It is a transcript of the gene KRR1, whose product is annotated as ribosome biosynthesis protein. The record is from RefSeq and is a predicted model, not a curated record. Gene Ontology annotation, molecular function: RNA binding. Bases 1 to 1059 code for a protein of 352 amino acids. Gene Ontology annotation, cellular component: nucleolus; small-subunit processome. The transcript has a single exon. Lineage: Eukaryota; Fungi; Ascomycota; Pichiomycetes; Serinales; Debaryomycetaceae.